AUGGCUCACAUGUUGCCCUGGUUGCUGCUGUGGCUGGGGUCUGGCAUGGUGCGAGCCAGCCAGCCACAUCUGGGGAUCCGGGUGCCUCUGAGGAAUGGGAUGGGGACCUUGCAACAGGCCCACAGGAUGCAGCGCUCAGCUGAGGAGGAGCAGGAGGAUUCCAGACAAAGAAGCAGUUUUAUGAAUAUGAUAGAUAACUUGAGAGGAAAAUCUGGACAGGGCUACUAUGUGGAGAUGACUCUAGGAAGCCCCCCACAAAAGCUGAACAUUCUGGUGGACACGGGGAGCAGUAACUUUGCCGUGGGGGCAGCGGCGCACGCCUUCCUGCGGAGGUACUACCAGCGACAGCUGUCCAGCACCUACCGGGACUUGCGGAAAGGGGUCUACGUGCCAUACACCCAGGGCAAAUGGGAAGGUGAACUGGGGACAGACUUGGUCACCAUCCCCCACGGCCCAAACGUCACCGUCCGCGCCAACAUCGCUGCCAUCACAGAGUCCGACAAAUUCUUCAUCAACGGGUCAAACUGGGAAGGGAUUCUGGGGCUGGCCUAUGCCGAAAUCGCCCGGCCUGACGACACCCUGGAGCCCUUCUUCAACUCGCUGGUGAAGCAGACCCGGGUGCCCAACAUCUUCUCCCUGCAGCUCUGCGGGGCCGGCUUCUCUCCCAACGAGUCCGAGGCCCUGGCGUCGGUCGGGGGCAGCAUGAUCAUCGGGGGCGUGGACCACUCCCUCCACAUUGGCAGCAUCUGGUACACGCCCAUCCGCAAGGAGUGGUACUACGAGGUCAUCAUCGUUAAGAUGGAGAUCAAUGGGCAGGACCUGAAGAUGGACUGCAAGGAGUAUAAUUACGACAAGAGCAUCGUGGACAGCGGGACCACCAACCUCCGGCUGCCAAAGAAGGUGUUUGAGACUGCGGUGAAAUCCAUCAAAACGGUGUCUUCGACGGAGAAGUUCCCGGAUGGCUUCUGGCUGGGGGAGCAGCUGGUUUGCUGGCAAGUCGGCACCACCCCCUGGCACAUCUUCCCAGUCAUAUCGCUCUACCUGAUGGGCGAGGCGACGAACCAGUCCUUCCGGAUCACCAUCUUACCCCAGCAAUACCUGCGCCCCGUUGAGGACGUGGCCACAUCCCAGGACGACUGCUACAAGUUCGCCAUCUCCCAGUCCUCCACAGGCACCGUCAUGGGCGCCGUCAUCAUGGAAGGCUUCUACGUGGUCUUCGACCGCGCCCACAAGCGGAUCGGCUUUGCCGUCAGCACCUGCCACGUGCAUGACGAGUUCCGGACGGCGGCAGUGGAGGGGCCCUACGUGCACCCCAACAUGGAGGACUGCGGUUACAACAUCCCGCAGACGGACGAGUCCACCCUGAUGACCAUCGCCUACGUCAUGGCGGCCAUCUGUGCCCUCUUCAUGCUGCCGCUGUGCCUCAUGGUCUUCCAGUGGCGCUGCUUCCGCUGCCUGCGGCGGGACCACAACGACUUCGCCGACGACAUAUCCUUGCUCAAGUGA
Molecule: messenger RNA, 1506 nt
Organism: Emys orbicularis (European pond turtle)
Lineage: Eukaryota; Metazoa; Chordata; Testudines; Emydidae
Gene: BACE1
Product: beta-secretase 1
Exons: 9
Coding region: 1-1506 (501 amino acids)
Biological process (GO): amyloid-beta metabolic process; membrane protein ectodomain proteolysis
Cellular component (GO): plasma membrane; endosome; trans-Golgi network
Molecular function (GO): aspartic-type endopeptidase activity
Source: RefSeq, a predicted model, not a curated record